Sinocyclocheilus grahami is the source of this 3563-nucleotide messenger RNA. It is a transcript of the gene dnm2b, whose product is annotated as dynamin 2b. The coding region runs from base 118 to 2682 and encodes 854 amino acids. Gene Ontology annotation, molecular function: microtubule binding; GTP binding; GTPase activity. Gene Ontology annotation, cellular component: synapse; cytoplasm; plasma membrane. Gene Ontology annotation, biological process: receptor internalization; synaptic vesicle budding from presynaptic endocytic zone membrane. The record is from RefSeq and is a predicted model, not a curated record. The transcript has 22 exons. Lineage: Eukaryota; Metazoa; Chordata; Actinopteri; Cypriniformes; Cyprinidae.
AAACGCGCGGUUGGCAGACAAGGGUCGUUCUUCAGAAGUUGAUGAUGGUCUGCUGACCGGACGAGAAGUGAUCGGUGGAGUUUCUCCGGGGUUUGUAGCGUCUGCGAGAAGCUGGUCAUGGGGAACCGCGGGAUGGAGGAGCUGAUCCCCCUCAUUAAUAAGCUGCAGGACGCGUUCAGCUGCAUCGGCCAGAGCUGCCACCUGGAGCUGCCGCAGAUCGCGGUGGUGGGCGGCCAGAGCGCCGGCAAGAGCUCGGUGCUGGAGAACUUCGUGGGCAGGGACUUUCUGCCGAGAGGAUCGGGCAUCGUCACUCGCAGGCCUCUGAUUCUCCAGCUAGUCAACAAUAAAGCAGAGUAUGCGGAGUUCCUGCACUGUAAGAGCCGUAAGUUUGUGGACUUUGACGAGGUUCGUCUGGAGAUCGAGGCCGAGACGGACCGAAUCACCGGAUCUAAUAAGGGAAUCUCUUCGGUACCCAUCAACCUGCGCGUUUACUCGCCCAACGUGCUGAAUCUGACGCUGAUCGAUCUGCCCGGCAUGACGAAGGUGGCGGUGGGAGACCAGCCGGUGGACAUCGAGUACCAGAUCCGAGACAUGCUGCUGCAGUUCAUCUCCAAAGAGAACUGCCUGAUCCUGGCUGUCACGCCGGCCAACUCCGACCUCGCCAACUCCGACGCACUGAAGAUCAGCAAAGAGGUGGACCCUCAGGGUCUGCGCACCAUCGGCGUGAUCACCAAACUGGACCUGAUGGACGAAGGAACCGACGCCAGAGACAUCCUGGAGAACAAGCUGCUUCCCCUGCGCAGAGGUUAUAUCGGUGUGGUGAACCGCAGUCAGAAGGACAUUGACGGCAGGAAGGACAUCAAAGUUGCACUCGCUGCUGAGAGGAAGUUCUUUCUGUCCCAUCCGGCGUACAGACACAUGGCCGAGAGAAUGGGCACAUCGUACCUGCAGAAAACACUCAACCAGCAACUGACGAAUCACAUCCGUGACACUCUGCCGGCGCUGCGCAGCAAACUUCAGUCUCAGCUGCUGUCGCUGGAGAAAGAGGUGGACGAGUACAAGAACUUCAAACCGGACGAUCCAGCGCGCAAAACCAAAGCCCUGCUGCAGAUGGUGCAGCAGUUCGGCGUGGACUUCGAGAAGCGGAUCGAGGGCUCUGGCGAUCAGGUGGACACGCUUGAGCUCUCCGGCGGCGCACGAAUCAAUCGCAUCUUCCACGAGCGCUUCCCGUUUGAGCUCGUUAAGAUGGAGUUUGAUGAGAAGGAGCUGAGGAGGGAGAUCAGUUACGCCAUCAAGAACAUUCAUGGAGUCAGGACGGGGCUCUUCACCCCUGACCUGGCCUUUGAGGCCAUCGUGAAAAAGCAGAUAGUUAAACUGAAGGAGCCGUGCCUCAAGUGUGUGGAUCUGGUGGUGUCUGAACUCGCCACACUCAUCCACAAGUGCACGGAGAAGUUGAACUCGUACCCUCAGCUGAGAGAAGAGACGGAGAGAAUCGUCACCACCUACAUCAGAGAGAGAGAAAGCAAAACUAAAGACCAGGUGAUGCUGCUGAUCGACAUCGAGCUCUCCUACAUCAACACAAACCACGAGGACUUCAUCGGUUUUGCCAACGCGCAGCAGCGGAGUGCAGCCAUCAGUAAGAAGAGAGCCAUGCCCAACCAGGUGAUCAGACGCGGUUGGCUGACCAUCAACAUCAGCAUAAUGAAGGGCGGAUCCAAGGACUACUGGUUCAUCCUGACCGCAGAGUCUCUGUCCUGGUACAAGGAUGAGGAGGAGAAAGAGAAGAAGUUCAUGCUGCCUCUGGAUAACCUGAAGCUCAGAGACGUUGAGAAAGGCUUCAUGUCCACCAAACAGACCUUCGGCAUCUUUAACACCGAGCAGAGGAACGUGUAUAAAGACCUGCGGCAGAUCGAGCUGGCCUGCGACUCUCAGGAGGACGUGGACAGCUGGAAAGCCUCCUUCCUGCGGGCGGGAGUCUAUCCCGAGAAAGACCAGACGGAGAACGAGGACAGCGUUCCGGCCGAUUCCCUCUCCAUGGACCCUCAGCUGGAGCGGCAGGUGGAGACCAUCCGUAACCUGGUGGACUCCUACACCGGCAUCGUCAACAAGAGCAUCCGAGACCUGAUGCCCAAAACCAUCAUGCACCUCAUGAUCAACAGCGCGAAGGAGUUCAUCUACUCGGAGCUGCUGGCGUUUCUGUACUCGUCUGGCGAUCAGAGCAGUCUGAUGGAGGAGUCGGCCGAACAGGCGCAGCGGCGCGAUGAGAUGCUCCGCAUGUAUCACGCGCUCAAAGAGGCGCUGCACAUCAUCGGAGACAUCAGCACCAGCACUGUUUCUGUACCUGUUCCUCCACCUGUGGACCACACCUGGAUCCACAACGACCCCAGUCCUCCAUCGCAGCAUAAACCAUCCUCAGUCACGGCUCCGCCCCCUGGUCGCCCCCCUGCAGUGCGAGGCCCCACCCCCGGCCCUCCGGCCCCACCUCCUCUUAACCCCUCCCCUGCGUUCGGAGCUCCGCCCGUUCCAUCCAGGCCUGGCCCUCCUCCAGCUCCGCCCCCUCAGGUGCCAUCCCGCCCCGCCCGCGUGCCGCCCGCUCUGCCGCCCGGCAUACCCAGGAGGCCUCCAGCCGCUCCGAACCGGCCCACUAUAAUCAGACCGUCAGAGCCGUCUCUGCUGGACUGAAGAGGAUCCAGAGAACGCCAAAGAAAACUACAACACACACAAGUGUCAUGGUUCAAAAAAGGGCUACACAUCGUUUCACUGACACAUGAUAUAUAUGUCAUCUCUUCCGUGCCUUUUCUCCAAGUAGUAGUAAUAACAAGACAUUUUAUGAUUGAGUUAAAUAAGCAUUUCCACGUAUGUAUGAUGUUCUCCAGAAAUGAUGAUUUCAGGGGAUUUGUUGGGAGGUAAACGUGUGACACCGAUGCACAGGUCCGUUCAUUUCACUCACAGAAUCAUGUUUACAGACGACUGAACCUCGACUGGCCGCACGAAACUUUAACACUCCAGUUUCUAUGCUAUGUGUGCAGAAACACUUAUUAGCAUUCCUAAUGAAGACAGCAGACACCAGUCACAGUUGCAUCAUUUCUGGACACUAUUUUGAACACUUUUUAUGGUCUAAACGACACACUAACUCCAGAGCAUCUCAAAAACCUCCUCUUAAUACACAGAAUACUGUGUUCAUUAACACAAUGUACUUUGGUAGCAUUAAAUACACUUCUCGAUAUUUUGCCUUAAACCACUUUAUUAAGUAAUUCUAGAUGUGAGGACUUGUUAAACACUUGUUUCGCAGUUAAACACUCGCCGUCUUGUUCAGCUUCGCUCCUCCAGUACAUUGAUUGGGUUUAUGGAUGUUUAGAUAUUAACUCGUUAGGGAAAUUAUUUUAUAUCAUGUAUGUCUAACACGAGAUCUUUCUUUCAUCUGUUCAUCGCUCUUUCAUUUAUUGUCUCUGUCGCUUGUUUUAUGUUUUUCAUGACAUUUCGCGAGGACUGCGAACAAAAGCACGCUUAACCAAAAUGUAGUGAUUAUUAUUAACAAUAAAAGGGCAGUUUGUUAAACUAAA